AUGUGGCUCAAGCUCCUCUUCCUCAGCCUCUACCUGCUGCUGCUGUUCGUGCUCGCUCGGCUGCUGGAGGCUGGGGCUGGGGGGGUGCUCGCCUCACAGCUGGUGGAUCCUGUCACUCUCAGUUACCACAAGCUCCGGACCAUCCUGGAGGCGCGGGGCCUGGCCUACUCCCGCCGCGCCCGCAAACAGGACGUCCAGGAGCUGGUGGAGAAGUCAGGUGAUUUGUCGCAGGCGGAGCUGUACUCUGCCGUAAAGAAGGAGAAGGAGCCUGAAGCAGACGGCGUCACUGACUUCAGUGGAGAGCUGCACUUCUACGAGUUGGUGGAGGACACUAAAGACGGGAUCUGGCUGGUUCAGGUGGUGGCUCAGGGCAGAGCGGCGCUGCUCGGUCAGUCCAGCUGGAGGACGAUGGUGAAGAGAGUUUCUCAGUUUGGCAUCAGAACUGGAAUAUUCAACUGCUCUAAUGAUUACAGGUGCUGUGAUGGUAUGCGUGUUUCCUGGUACAGGUCGUGUGCGCGCCGGGGCUGGCACCGCUCCACCCUCAUCAUGUCGGUGCCUCAGACCUCGGCGUCCAAAGGCAGGGUGGUGCUGAAGCAGUACAGCGGCGCCUCCACAGACGCGGAGCAGACGUGGCGCUGGCUCACGGAGCAGCUGUCUCAGCAGAUCCUGACUGUGAGCAGCUCUGAGCAGCUGCUGCACCAGUGGCACUCGGACCAGGACGUCAAGAUGUUCCUGUUCGCUCCUCUGCCGCAGCCGCCCGCCUUCUUCUCCUCGCUCUCCGUCAGGUUCACGGGUCGCAUCAAGUUCAUCUUUGUGAACGUCUGCUGCUGGAGGAACCACAGCCGCCUGGCCGAGAUCGGAGUCACGCGAAGUCCUGCGUACGUCCUGAAGACGCCUGAGGGGGUGUACUGGUACGGGAGCAGUCCUGGGGAGAUCCUGUCAGUUUCUGCUAUGGACACGUUCCUUCGAUCCAUUCAGCCUGAAGUCAACGAUGUGUUUGUGCUCAGUCUGCUGCUCAUCAACCUGCUGGCCUGGAUGGACCUCUUCAUCACUCAGGGAGCGACUGUCAAGCGCUUUGUGGUUCUGAUCCGAACACUCGGGACGUACAACUGCAUCCUCCUGGUGUCGUGGCUUCCAGUUCUGGCUCUCCUGCAGCUGCCGUACCUGGACUCCUUCUACAGCUACAGUCUGAAGCUGCUGCGAUACGCCGACACCACACGGAUGGUGUGUCUGGUGCGCGCAGACUGGACCUUCUACUCGUCUCACCCCACCCUCUUCCUGUCCACGUACUUGGCCCAUGGUUUAUUGGUGGAUUUCUUUGAGAAGAAGCGUCGCUGUAGCACGAGGAGCCAGGAGGAGGGCAGCACAAACCUGGAGUGGUUAGCGAGUCUGUGGGAAUGGUACAGCUCCUGCCUGCUCCCCAUCACCUCCCUGCACUCCGACUCCGAGUGGGACGAGGACACCAACUUCCUGUUUGAACGAUUAGCCUUUCCUGAUCUUUGGUUACGCCCUCUUACGCACACACUGCAGAGGACAGGAGCUCCGGCUCAGAGUCUGAGGACUACCCCCAGCUCUGUGAUUGAGCUGUUGAUGGGUCUCCCCUGUGGCCACGCCUUCCACGAGAGCUGCAUCGUGGUGUGGCUCGCAGAAGGUCAGCACUGCUGCCCCGUGUGUCGCUGGUGCAGCUACAAGAAGAAGAGGGCGACAACAGCUCCCUCCACUGUCCCCUCUGAGCCCCCCCUCUGUGGCCACCUGACCCCCCUGACCCACCUACCACCUGACCCACCUACCAUCUGA
Knipowitschia caucasica is the source of this 1797-nucleotide messenger RNA. The record is from the annotation of a GenBank genome assembly. NCBI's taxonomy places the organism in Eukaryota, Metazoa, Chordata, Actinopteri, Gobiiformes, Gobiidae.